AUGGAGGUCGACUACGUUACCAAGGUGCCGUCCGUUGAGCUGCCAGAUGGAAUGUUUCUGCACUCCGCUGCUUCUCGCCCGGAUCUGACCGACAUCAUCUUCGACAUGAACCACCCUUUGAUUAAGAUCUGGCCAAAGUUUAUUCUCAUGGCCGAUUCGAACGCGGACUGGGGGCCUAUCGUAUACAAGACACCGUACCUUGCUCAAUUCCAGCUGUUUCUGGUGAAGAAGGCACCCACCGGCGAGGAGUGUGUGGUGGCUCGAGCCGAUUCUUUGCCCUUGUAUUGUGCGCGAAACCCCUGCAAACAAGGCCAGCAUAACCUCAAUAUACCAGGGACCGAGGGCGCUUUGGCUGGAGACCUGUGUGAGGCCUACGACCUCCCGACUGGCUCGGAGGCCGUCGUGGGUCAAUCGGUCUUGCAGUACUACACAAGACAGGGGUGGCCUCUACCCUUUGAGGACCCAGAGCUCUGUAAUUCCGCCGGCGCGGUCACCACUGCAAAUCCCAAUGUACUCUCAGCGCUGCAAGUGGCUGUGGACCCUGAAUACAGGGGUCUCGGGAUGGCCGAAAUCAUGAUUCAGGCAAUGAAGGCCUUGGCCAAACAGGAAGGGCUGGAUGCAUUGGUCGUUCCCUUGCGACCCACACGAAAAGCGCAAUACCCAGAGGUCGAUUUUGCAGAAUACUUACGAUGGGGGGUCGAUCGGAACGGCCACACUGAGCCCUUUGACCCCUGGCUGAGAAAACAUGUGCGCCUGGGUGGGAGACCGCUGAGAAUUGCAAACCCGAGCAUGUCCGUGAGAGCCAAGGGGGCAGUGUGGCGUGAAUGGACGGGCCUGAAUCUUGCAGCCAUCGCAGCGGAGACUUCCUGUCAGAAACACAGUGGCGGCCGUGAGUACGUGGAGGUCCCGAUUGCCGGGGGACUCGUGCCUCUGAGGUACUAUCCGGAGGAAGAUCAGGGUAUCUACGACGAGCCAAAUGUGUGGCUCAUCCACUCCUUGAUCUAA
Molecule: messenger RNA, 1005 nt
Organism: Aspergillus pseudonomiae
Lineage: Eukaryota; Fungi; Ascomycota; Eurotiomycetes; Eurotiales; Aspergillaceae
Exons: 1
Coding region: 1-1005 (334 amino acids)
Molecular function (GO): acyltransferase activity, transferring groups other than amino-acyl groups
Source: RefSeq, a predicted model, not a curated record